This is a messenger RNA of Tympanuchus pallidicinctus (lesser prairie-chicken), 4432 nucleotides long. RefSeq names its product spermatogenesis associated 4 (gene SPATA4). Gene Ontology annotation, biological process: regulation of cytoskeleton organization; negative regulation of execution phase of apoptosis. The transcript is spliced from 6 exons. The coding region runs from base 173 to 922 and encodes 249 amino acids. Lineage: Eukaryota; Metazoa; Chordata; Aves; Galliformes; Phasianidae. Gene Ontology annotation, cellular component: axoneme. Gene Ontology annotation, molecular function: microtubule binding. The record is from RefSeq and is a predicted model, not a curated record.
GCGCUGGAACCCAACUGUGACAUCACGCGGGCUUGCCGUAAGGCACUGCGGACAAACGCAGCCGGUACCACGCGGCGCCUCACACAGCCCGCACACCACACGCGCUCCGCUUCCUGCGUGGGCCGCCUCGUGACGGCAGCGCCACGAGGCGGCGAGUGCAGCCCCGCCAGCGAUGGCCCUCCGGCAACCGGAGCUGCCUCGCCCCGUGCUCCGCUGGCUGCUGAGCCUCGGCCUCUCCGUCAGCCCACGGAACUACCGCAGGGAUUUCUCCAACGGGUACCUGGUGGCGGAGAUCCUGUCUCGCCGCUUCCCCGCCCACGUCCGGCCCGACGCCUACACGAACGGCUGCUCGCUGGCCACCAAGCUGAGCAACUGGUCCCAGCUGCGGCGGUUUUUGGCAAAGCAAGAGUUAGACAUCACUCAGGAGCUGAUAGACGGAACGAUUCACUGUAAGCCUGGAGCGGCAGAGAGCCUGCUGCGAGAGCUCUGCUCCGCGCUGACCAGCAGCCGAAUUGGAAGUCUUCAAGAGAGGCAGAUUGACUUCACAGACUGCUGUUACCAGACACAGCUACCAGUAGCUGUCAGAGCAACAGCUUCCACAGCCAUCAAGAGUAACAUCAGGUUGACAGAGAUGCUGGUAGAACCCAGCAUCUGCAUCAAUAGACAGAAGGCCAUUACCAUCAUUAACAUGCACAUAGGAAUGAGGAUGCAAGAGAGGGCAGAGAAUCCACGACGGUUUAACAUUAAACCAAGUUUUGGACAGCGUGUGGUUCACCAUUUGGAUUGCAUCAUACCCUCUACGAAUACAGCUAGUAUCCCAAAGCAGCAUUUGUUACCUCAUAUUCAUCAGAAACCGGAGACAAAAUAUGUUCAUUCUAAAGAACUUCGGGGGAAACAGCUGACAACUCCCCCCUCAGGAUAGAUAUUUAGAACCAUCUGGAGACUGCUGAAAGGAUUAACCAGAGAGAUAAGGAACUUUUAAAUACAAACAAUCUCUCAAUCACAAUUGUGUUGACUGCAUAAUCAAUAAAGAGAAAUCUAAGUUGGCCAUUAGUUAGGCACAAAUUCAUUUAAAGCCAAAUUAAUUAAAAAAAAAUAGAUUAUAUCAUGUUCUACAAUACAGAUUUUAUUUAUUUCUACAGUACUUAACUUACUUGUUCAUAUAAUAUUGCCUAGCGUCCAUUUCAGCUUCAUUUCUUACUAAAGUUGAUAUGUAUCAGUGAAGGUUUCUGACACAGAUGGUACUGAUAGAAAAUCAGAGUCUACAAAGUUAAACAUUGUACAUGAAGUAGAUUAAGAUAUAAAGACAGUCUUCACAAGUGCUUUUUUUGGUUCCUUUGUUUUCAGUCAUCAUAAGAGCAAAGAUUCUGGAUUUUCAUUCCUAUAUAACCAUGAAAGCUUCAAAUUAAAAAAAAAAAUAGUAAUAUCUAUUCUGAAAGAGGUAUCUAAGCUUGGUAGUUUAACUUCAUUCUUUAGAGAAGUACUUCCUUGCAUUAGUGUAAUGUUAAAUUCCUGUAACUCUGGAUUUAAUAUUUUUCACUUAUGAAAACUCCAUAUUAUUAAACUUCAAGGUGUCAUAUCUCAUUUUUAAGGCAUAGUUCAUACCAUUGCUUUUUUUUUUUUUCCUCAAUAUUGUCUUUUAAGCCAUGUAGGAAAGUGUGUUUUGAGGAUCUCACAUUUGGCUACAGUCUGCGAAGCUUAAAGAUGUCUGUACUGGUCAGAUUUUUUCAACAGAAAAAGUUCGAUUUUGUACGGAUAAAAUGACAUUAACAUCUCAAAUAUGCUGAGAUUUAUAGUUAUUAGAAAACACUAUUAUAGAGCUUGCUAAAUUUCUUCAUUAAAACAGAAAUACUCAUUAUUAGAGAAAAAUUGAACAGUGACUUGAAGACUCUUAAAAAGAUUCUUAAAUAUUAAGGGAAAAUACCUCUAUUUGACUAGCUGUGCUGGAUAAUGAAGAACAUUUCUUUCCUUCACCACAUGGGGUUAAAACUGCAGUAGACAAAACACAACCAUUUUACUCACAAUGACUUAUUUUAUUUCAUCAACGAAACAAAAAUUAACCCUCCCUCUCUAGUUUGAAGAGGGAGUAAAAUCUGCCUAAGAUUAUGUGUUAAGGCACAACUUCCUUGCAACAAAUUGAUACAAUUAGACUAUCUAUUUUUAAGAUACUUAAGUUAUGAAGUACUGGUAAAAAUCCUUACAAUGCAGCAAAAACUUGGAAAUAGAGCAGAGUGCCAGUUGAGCCAGUCCUUCAGAUCCUGUCAUCAGACAUGAGACUGUAAAUUCAAUUCUUAGUUUCUCUCACCAAUUUUGUAUGAACAGAUAUCACACACAAAAUUGUAUGAUUAAUGUGGUAAAAGGAAAUAAUCUUUCAUCUUUGAAGCAACCCAUCAGAUAAUACUGGAAAAUUCUGUCACCAAAUAUAAAUUUUUAGUUCUGAAAUCUAACUUUAAUUCUCCAAACUCCACAAGGUUGAACAAGGGAAAACAUUUUUCAAACAAUACCUGCAAGAAGUAUAAUAUUACCAACUCUUAAGUAUGAACAGAAAUUUUUGUACACAUAACAAAGCAGCUAAUUUUCCUUCCAAUAAAUUCCUAUCACAGAAAUUCUGUAAUACAAUUCCAGAACAGGCAAUGAAAAAUUUAAUUAUUUUAAAAGAGAAAUGAAGAGAACGAGAAUUGUUGAUUUUUAACCUCCAUAGUACAUUUCUGGCAUGUUGACAUUGUUAUCCUUAGCUAGAUGAGGGCAGUGCUUAUAGAGCUAUUGAGAACUAAGAUGUACUAAAUACCACUUUGUAUUACUGCUGUUUUUAAAAGGAUUGCUCUAGACAUAGUUCUGCCAGUUUCUAAUGAUAACUUCUUUGUAUUUUAAGUAACUAGCAGGAUUUUUAUAUUUAUUUUAAAGCAGCUGUCACAACUGUAAUGAAGGUCAGAUAGAUUUCUGCUUGUAUGCCAUCGAGCUGAAAAUAAUAUAACUAAAGCAAGCUUUCUACAGAUUAGUAAUUCCAAUCAUAAGACUUCUAUGGUUAAAUUGCUUACAAUACACAACUUUAAAUUAUCUUGGUAUUCUACUGCCAUAACUUUCUUCCUGUUUGAGCACAGAAAUAGCACCAUGAUUCCAGCCCUGGUCUGGCCUAAUUCUGUGACUAAUGGGGUGAAGCUUCCCAAUGUGACGCUGUCUGAAACCCAUGGACCAUGCCCUGGAAAAAAGGGAAAAAGUAUGGAGAUGGGCCCAGUUGGGGAAAAAAACUCCAAAACAAUAACAGUGGUAACAAUCUAAGGGAGAAAACUAAUUUACUAAAUAUGAUAAUGGAAUGCAAGACAAUACAAUAUAAUUGGAAUCAAAGCUAAUAGAAUAAAUGAGGGAGUAUCUAAAAACUGAAAGCCUUACUCUGAUCCUGUAGAUGAGACAGCCAGCAAACACACGGAGCCAAGGCAGGCAAAAAGAAAGACAUUCUCAUGACUUACAGUAAGUUUCAGCUUUCCCUCUUAACAGAAAACAGAAAUGAAAAAAGUGAAGUCUUCUGCAAAUUGUGGUCCAUUCUUCUUUUCUGAGACCAGAUCUGCAGCAAUUACUCUUUAAUUCCCAGUGCACUGCAUGAUCUUAUGAUGCAGACUACCAAUAACAAAUCACAAAACCAUGACAAUCAGUAAAUAAAAAUCUAUGCGAAGUGUUUGUUUCUGGUCCAUCACACUACACUUAUAACUAAUAUAAAAUGUAAAAAUAAAGCAUUUUAAUGUACAUAAAGAACUUUAAUAACAUCACUACAUUUUCUGUUCCUUACAAAGGCUUUGUUAAAAAAAAAAAAGAUUUUAUAAAUACAUCUUAGCUUUCAUUGAGAGUAUACAGGGGGACAAAGUGUCAAAGAUGAACUUCUUAGAAAAUAUACUAUUAUAAUCUAGACAUUCAAACCUAUCUUAACAAAACAUUAAUAAACAUCUUUGUACUACUAUUAAUGAUGCAUGUAACUAAUGAAUGCAAAGGUCACCUGUGCACUUUCGAAAUUUUACUUUUGCUCUAGAAUCCUGUGUAAAAACUAAUUAAAAUUAAAAAAAUAGUCACUGUGUUAUUACAGUCAUUCUAAAACAAGUUGCAGUGGCUAUUCAUGAGGUCAUUAAUCCUUUGAAAGCGUAUUUGGGUUUCACAGUUUAUCUGUAUUUUGAUGAUGUGUAGGGUUGCCUCUGUGCUUUAAAGGGAUUUGUUUAGUCAAUUUCAGCUGAAAUAUGUCUGUGCUGUCUAACAAUUUGUAUUAAAAAAGACAUGGCUGUCAAUUAAGUUAGGAUUUUUUUUCUUUGGAUUCUCAAUAACUACUUCUUUGGAUAAUCAACAAACAUUUCUAUAGAAAUCUUUUCUCGUUGUUCUCAUUUUACAAUUUUAAAAGUCCAAAUAUUUGUCUCCCAAGAGAGCUUGACUAGCAUCUUUCUGUCCUUUC